Hydra vulgaris (swiftwater hydra) is the source of this 1796-nucleotide messenger RNA. NCBI's taxonomy places the organism in Eukaryota, Metazoa, Cnidaria, Hydrozoa, Anthoathecata, Hydridae. The record is from RefSeq and is a predicted model, not a curated record.
ACAUCAAAUAUGAAUAUUACAAACGAGAAUACAGACGUUAGUUUUAAUCAAGACAGUUCUUAUUGCAACGAAGUAUAUUGGAAUUUAAAAUGCCAAUUACAAAACGAGUUUCAAGAGGAAAAGAAAGAGCAACAAAACGACGAAUUAACCCCGAUAGUCCAACACUCAAACAAAGUUGAAUGUGAAGCAAAAUUGAAUGUGCACAAAGUCUGAGAACAUUAGUGAAGAUCAGGAAACAACAAACAAAGCAAGCCGAACGAAUAUCGUCGAAAUAUCUUCGGACGAAAAAUGGGUAGAGGAGGAAGAAGAAGUAGCAUGUUGCGAUAAUGUAACAAGAACCGAUAGAUGCGCAGAAUUAAAGGUAGAUAAUUCAGAACUACUGUGUUUUAAUAAAAAUCUUAUGAGGGGAUUUGACAUAUACCAUGUUAUUCAUGCAGGACCUCCCACCCACAGUAUAUGGUAUAAUCCAAAAGAAACGAGAUGUGACGCCUUGGACCUAUGCACGAAGACUCACUCCAAAUGCAAAUAUUUCGACGGAAAGGAGUCCGACUACAGCGGAAAGGUCCACACCCAUUGAUUCCUUGCAACAUACGUUAUGGACAAAAGAGAACGAUCACCAGAGGGAGAGCAACUCCGCAUCAGACGAGCAUUUUUCCGAGCACGCCAAUACCUCUGCAAAGGAUGUGCAGACAUCAACCGUAAGCGAUACGGACACCACUGCACAUCCUGCGACGCAAGAAUUACGAUUAAGCACGUUAACACCGCUGCUUACUACAAAAAUAGCGUUGUUUACGUGCUUAAGCGUGAUUAGUUACAUUAAAUCACAUAUAACAUUUGAUUUGGACAAUAUACCAGACGAACAACCUGUUACAAUACGACAAUCACUUAAAAUACACCAAAAACAAAAUUUUGCAAAUUAUUUAUUUUCACACAAUAUAAUAAACGCUAGACAAUACGAUGAUGAACUUGCAAAUAGCGACGAAUUACGUAAACUUGAAUUCACAACACAAUUAAAAGACUUAGAGGUUAUAAAAAAACAAUAUUCAGACAAAUAUAUUUACAAAGACGAAACAUUGACGUUUUAACACCUAGAAUAGUUGUUUCAAAUAAUAAAUCUCGUUUAGGUGCUUUAAUAUUUUUCCUAUCUAAUAUAGCUCUACAAAACCAAAUCUCCGUCAACAGGUUAAAACAGUUACUCUGCAACUUCAUAUUCAAUCUUAACCAUAAAAAGACUCAUUCUUUGUGGCCCUUCUGAUUCUGGUAAGACUUUUCUAGCAAAUUUGUUAUAUUCUUCUUUUAGACCGCAUGAAAUUGGUUAUUUCAAUUGUCCAACAGGCCCAAAUCCAUCUUCAUUUUUAUUACAAUCAUUGAGUAACUGUUUAGCCUACAGAUGUGAUGAAAUGAUUUUCGAGCAUCUAGGAGUGAUUUAAAUAAUGAAACAACUAUUAGAAAGGUCUAGUACGCUAACAACAGACGUCAAAUACAAAGAUGCGAUGCCAAUCGACCCACAUCCUACUCUAAUCACAAUGAAUUCAUCUUCUAAAUACGACAUUCUCAAAUGGCAUCCAUCAGAAUAUCAGGCGUUUGAGAAUAGAUGUACUAUACUCUUCCUAGGAACACCGCUACUCAAUAUAUUUAAUGACAAGGAACUCAGGGAAAUAAAUACCUGUGGACCAGAGUUGUUAUAUAUGUUGAGUAUGCAUAAACAGGACAAGGACAACGACACUGCAGGGGUAUUGGACAAGUUUCAAGACUAUAUUUUUUUGUAACUUUUAUUAAUAUACAAUUUACAUAAA